Messenger RNA from Penicillium waksmanii, 714 nucleotides. Its product is annotated as complex I NDUFA5 subunit family protein. The coding region runs from base 1 to 714 and encodes 237 amino acids. Lineage: Eukaryota; Fungi; Ascomycota; Eurotiomycetes; Eurotiales; Aspergillaceae. Gene Ontology annotation, biological process: respiratory electron transport chain. The transcript has 3 exons. The record is from RefSeq and is a predicted model, not a curated record.
AUGAGGGCUACACUCCGGCUGUUGGCCAAUGUCAAGCCCCGGUAUCUGGAGGCUUUCGCUCCAACCGGAUUGACCGGCCUGUCCACCCACCCGAACCCCCGCCCGACUUUGAUCUACCUUUAUUUCCAGACCCUGCAGAAGCUCCAGUCCUUCCCUGAGUCGUCCGCAUACCGUCAAUCCGCAGAGGCGACCACUCGCCACCGCCUGAAGGUUAUUGAGUCGAAGAUUCCUCCCGGAUUCGAGGCCUGGAAGGCGCGCGUCGACAAGGUCAUCGCCGCCGAGCCCGAGCGUUUCGCUGCUCUCAAGAAGUCUGCGGGUCCCUUUGGCUAUGUUGGUGUCCAGAAGAAAGACGGCUCCGACAACCCCCAUGGUCUGGCCUGGGAUGGUGAGACUUUCUCUGAAGCUUGCACCGAGGGAUCAACCCGCACCGCGGAGGAAGAGGCCGAACUCGAUAAGCUGCUCGAAGAGGGCAUCAAAAGAACCAAAAAUGCCGACCACUAUAUCGAGGAGAUGAAGUGGGAGAACGAACCCGCUCUUGAGGCUGACCAAAUCUCCCAGAUUGAGAAGGAAAUCGGCCACGGCCUCCUUGAGGAGAUUAUUGAGGUUGCCCAGGCUGAGUUGAAGCUUGCUAGCGAGCUGCACGAGGCGAAGGUUUGGGAGGAACUCGAGGAGAAGCCCGCCGCGGGCCAGUGGACCUACUUCGAACGUCAUUAA